Limanda limanda (common dab) is the source of this 638-nucleotide messenger RNA. RefSeq names its product fas apoptotic inhibitory molecule 1-like. The transcript has 5 exons. Gene Ontology annotation, biological process: canonical NF-kappaB signal transduction; negative regulation of extrinsic apoptotic signaling pathway via death domain receptors; positive regulation of neurogenesis. The coding region runs from base 96 to 638 and encodes 180 amino acids. NCBI's taxonomy places the organism in Eukaryota, Metazoa, Chordata, Actinopteri, Pleuronectiformes, Pleuronectidae. The record is from RefSeq and is a predicted model, not a curated record.
AAGUCGAACUCUGCUCCUCCAUCGAGCACAGAACCGGAGGAAACCCGCUUCCGGACCGUCCAGCUCGUGUCCCAGCAGAGUCCUAUGAGGUCAGGAUGUCCAGUGAUCUCGCUGGUGUGUGGGAGGUGGCGCUGAGCGACGGGGUCCACAGGAUAGAGUUCGAACAUGGCACGACCACCGGGAAGAGGGUCAUCUACGUUGAUGGACAGGAGCUCCUGAGACGGGACUGGAUGUUCAAGCUGGUGGGCAAGGAGACCUUCAGCGUGGGAAAAGCCGACACCAAGGCCACCAUCAACAUCGACGCGGUCAGCGGGUUCGCCUACGAGUACACCCUGGAGAUCAACGGCAAGAGCUUGAAGAAGUACAUGGAGAACAGGUCAAAGGUCACCAGCACCUGGGUGCUCAACCUGGAUGGCACUGACUGCAGGGUGGUCCUGGAGAAAGACACUAUGGACGUUUGGUGCAAUGGACAAAAUAUUGAAACUGCAGGCGAGUUCGUGGACGACGGCACGGAGACGCAUUUCUCACUCGGGGACCACAACUGCUGCGUGAAGGCCGUGAGCAGCGGCAAGAGAAGAGACGGGAUCAUUCACACGCUGCUCGUGGACGGAACAGAGAUAGCAGAGUGCACGGAGUGA